This is a messenger RNA of Ceutorhynchus assimilis (cabbage seed weevil), 2324 nucleotides long. NCBI's taxonomy places the organism in Eukaryota, Metazoa, Arthropoda, Insecta, Coleoptera, Curculionidae. The record is from the annotation of a GenBank genome assembly.
AAUAUUUCCACACAAAUUAGGAUGACGUCAUUUGACAUUUUGAACCUAUUGUUUUUCAACUUUUCCAAGAAAACAUCAUUUAUUUGAUAGUGGCAGCUUGUUUUUUUCUACAUAGUUUAUUGCUAACGAUAAGAAUCAUUUUGAAAUAGCUCGAUUUACAAUUAAACUAGAUAAUUCAAAAUGCAAUAUUUUGCUUUUUUCUUGCUGUUGGGCUUCAGCGCCUGUUUUGCAGACUCAAAUGAUGAUAUAAUCAUUGAUGGAACUAACGUGACCGGCAUUCCUGUUACAAAAAUAGAUCCUCAACCUGCUCCAACUACACCUAUCCCCACUUCAUCUGUCUCUCCAAAUAUUACCACAAUUGCUCCAAAUGUCACUACAUCCACUACCCCUACUAGCACAACUCCUAAGUCCACCACAACUGUUACUACCACUCCUAAUCCCACCCCACCAACAACUAAAAGCAGCUCAACGACCUCAACUACCCUAAAACCGACAGAACCAACUACACCAAAUUCUACUGCAGCUCCUGCCACUACCACAACAGCACCACAUCAUCACGAUAGGAAAUUUGACGGACCCAGUUUUGUUGGUGGUAUUAUUUUGGCACUUGGUCUAGUCGCCAUUGGUUUUGUGGCGUUCAAAUUCUACAAGGCCAGGACGGAAUUGAACUAUCACACCCUUUAGGUUUGAAAUGUCUGUUGUGGGUAAGCAUAAAGUGAAAAAAUAUGGGCUACAACGCUAAAAACCAAACUACUAUAAUAAUCGCUUGUAAAAUUCAAUUUAGUUUAAAGUGGUAACCUUUUGCGGAUUUUUUUGUUGUCUAUCUCUCUCUCUCUCGAAUUAUUUCAGCUAACCUGAAUCUCUCUUAUUUGUGAAUAUUUACUGAUAGAUAGAUGUAAGACAAUUUUUAGUGUGGAAGGCAUUUAUUCUAAAUUGGAGCAGAAUUAUUAUAAAUGUUGAUGUAAAAAAAAGUGUUAAAGUUCUAAUAAGUAAAAGGUUAAACUUUAGCCUUUAAUAUUAAUCAUUUAGGUAUCGCUGGCCUUUCCCCAGUAAUUGCAUUGAAUUAUUUGUUUAUUACAAUAGAUGUGUGCCUCACUCACAGGUUUUUCCGCUUCAGCAAAAAUUGAUAUUUAAUCCAACUAUUGAUAUUUGUAUGUGAUAUGUUUUAGAUAUAAAACUAUGUAAUGAUCCAUUAUAAAUGUUGCAGCUUUUUUAUAAAUAUGUGUCAUACCAGUAAAAUAACGAAUGUUAAGAGGAUCAGUGAUAUUUAAAAUGGAUUGUGCUUUACCCACCUUACCCUUUUCAACCUCUUACAUAUAUAUUUUUUUUUAAAUUCUUUAACAUUGAGCAAACUCUGAAUGAAAAAUUAAUUGCGAAAAAUAUAUUUUUUUUAUAUGUAUAGGUAGACUCUUGGAAAAAAUAUUGAACAUUUUGUAAUUAUUAUUUAGUAAGUUUUAAACUUGAAAAUUUCCUUCUCAUCAUGCUAUUAACUGGAAUGUAUUUUUGAUUCAAAUGAUUGAGUAAUCUUCAUUUGACUGUGAAACUAACAUUAUUUGUUUUACAUUUGCAAUCUCUUGGUAAUGGAAAAUAUUUGAUAAUUUUGUCCAAGAGUGUAAAAAUUGUAUCAGACUGGUUUUUUUCUUUUCAAAUAUUCUGGAGGCAGCUUUCUCUCACGCGCAACUUUCAUAGAAUUCCACUGGAUUCUGUUGUCUCGAGAAAAACAUUUUUUACACCUUAUUAUGACACUGUGUGAAUCUCUCAAAUCUUUUCUAGAAUAGUAAAAGUCUGAUUUAUUUUAAUUGCUUAUUUGAUUAGCUUAUUUUUGAACUAAAACGAAAAUUUAACAACACUUAUCGAAUUUAGAUUAUAUAGUUAUUGAUAUUUUGGAUGUGUCCGUGACAAGGUAUCAAAAAUAACCCACAAAAAUGAUAUUCUGUCCUUUGAAAGUGCUCUUAAGUAGGGGGUAGUUUUUAAUUAAACAAAUUACUUAAGCUAAAAGUUGUGUAACUAGUCUUUAAAAUACUUAAGUAAGUAAUUCAAUAUUUUGUCAUGUAAUUAGAUUAUAAAAGUAAAUACUAUAGGAGUUUUAGGUCAAAUUUUGCACUAAUUUUUCUAGUUUUAUAAUCUAAUUACUACAAAAGUUGUUUGAUGUUGAAUUAAAUUAAGCUAUAAACAUAAACAAGAAUAUAUUUUUUAGAAUUGUAUUACAUUUAUUACCAUGGCAAGUUUUUUGGGUGAAUAAUUAAUUAUUCUGCCUGGAACUUUUACUUAUAUGUUUUAUUUUAAUUUUGUUUUGAACUGGUAAAAAAAUAGGGGUUAGUCAA